Aspergillus candidus is the source of this 1767-nucleotide messenger RNA. Its product is annotated as putative lipoxygenase. The record is from RefSeq and is a predicted model, not a curated record. NCBI's taxonomy places the organism in Eukaryota, Fungi, Ascomycota, Eurotiomycetes, Eurotiales, Aspergillaceae. Gene Ontology annotation, molecular function: oxidoreductase activity, acting on single donors with incorporation of molecular oxygen, incorporation of two atoms of oxygen; metal ion binding. Gene Ontology annotation, biological process: lipid oxidation. The transcript is spliced from 9 exons. The coding region runs from base 1 to 1767 and encodes 588 amino acids.
AUGACUCGCAAAUGCCAUCAUGAUGAGGCGGGGCCUGAUAAUCCCGACACUCCGAGAGAUUGGCCCAAGGACCCCAGAGAAGUUGUUGCCAGCGACCUAGACGCGGGAACACUCGUCAAUGAAUUGGCAAAGUUGAACCUUCUGCCAAAGAUGACCAAGUUGGAUCCCCCCCAGCAGAAGGCCAUUGCGAUGAACCCGGAAAGGACAUAUCGGGGGACCCGACUGGCCUUGACUAAGAUCUACGACCUCAUAGAACAGCGUUACAUGGCCUUCACGAAUAUGACCCAGCUCGAGCCUUUGAUCCCAAUAGCUAUGACUAUGGAAUACAAACAAAAGUUUUUUGUGUUUACAAAGAGUAAAGAUGACUUUUACCCACCUCAUAUCAAUCUUGGCCUAAAUCGGGACUGGGCAGAGAACGACGAGGAAGAUUGGUACCAACGAUCAGACCUUGGGCCAUGGAGUCUUUUUUAUUGGAAGAGCCUAGGAACGUUGCAAGAAAUCAUGAAAGGUGUUUUGCCAGGGCUUACUACGAGCGAGCGUUAUAAAGGGAGCACCAUAGCGGACGUGGAAGAAUACCAGAAGAAUGCCAGGGAAAACUGGUGGUUUAAAGAUAUAUUCGAUCGUCCAAAUGUUGGCGAUUUGAAAGACUGGUACAGCGACGCCCGCGCAGAGGGCAAAGCCAAUAACGAUAAUGAGAAACGCUAUCCUUACGGUUGCGCAUCGAUGUCUAUCGUCAUUGAUUGGCGAGGUAGUCUCGAGAGAUCCGUGACAAUCUACAACCGGAAAUUAUUCAAGCGCACGAAUAUCCGAUACGCCAAGAUAUGUGUGCAAUGUAGUGACUGGUUUUGGCAUGAAGUCACCGUGCACCUCACCCGUACUCAUCUGAUUGGAAAGUCUAUAAUUGUUUCUGCUAACAGACAAUUCGAUUUCAAUCACCCUGUCUCUGAAAUCCUUCUUCUACACUCGCGGAAGACCCUGGCACUUAACGGGGCUGCCCGAGGCACCCUCUUUCCCUCCGUCAUUCUUCAGAUAAUCGGAUUCAAACAGGAGGAAGCCCUUGCGUUCAUCAGGGACGAGUACAGGAUAUUUGACUUUCAAAAUAAUUAUGUACCAAGGGACCUCCGCAGACGGGGAUUCCCUCCAGAGGAUUUGGACUCCCCAAAGUUUCACAACUAUGCCUACGCCAGAUGCAUCAACAACAUGUGGACAAAGAUCAGGAACCAUAAAUGGUGUAAAAAAAAGCGAUCUCCAGAUGGCGCUGACUUGCGAGAAUUCCCCAGUAUUACCACGUUCGCGGAGCUCGUCGAUUGCGUGACCAUGUGUAUCCACAUCGCGUCGCCUCAGCAUAGCGCUGUCAAUUACCUGCAAGACUACUACCAGGAUCUUGUGAUCAACAAGCCUUCCUGCCUUUUCGAGAAGCCUCCAACCUCACUAGAGGAUCUCCUCCAGUACACCGAGACAGAUCUUGUCAAGGCUCUCCCUAUGAACCGUUCACAUGAGUGGCUUCUAUCUUCUCAUGUCCCAUACCUCCACAGCUUCCCACCACAAGAAGAGGAGACGCUGAUGGCGUGUGUUUAUUCGGCGUGGUUCUGUGCUACUUCAGACCUUCCGAACCCCAAGCUUGCAGCCGUGCUCGAUAAUUUCUAUCAAGCACUCCACUCUAGCGAUCAUGAGUUCGAGAAGUACUCAAAAGAAAAGGACGACUAUGAGGACAUCAAGUACUCGGUAUUGAAGACCGACAGGAAUGCAAUGUCGAUUUUGAUUUAG